Molecule: messenger RNA, 10776 nt
Organism: Globicephala melas (long-finned pilot whale)
Lineage: Eukaryota; Metazoa; Chordata; Mammalia; Artiodactyla; Delphinidae
Gene: ZFP92
Product: ZFP92 zinc finger protein
Biological process (GO): regulation of transcription by RNA polymerase II
Molecular function (GO): RNA polymerase II cis-regulatory region sequence-specific DNA binding; DNA-binding transcription factor activity
Source: RefSeq, a predicted model, not a curated record
GAAGGGAGGUGAGCGGUCGGGCUGCGAGUUUAAGUAGUGUGGUUAGAAGGCAACAUUUCCAAAAAACUUGAAGGAGGUGAGAGAGCAUUCUGGGCAGAGGGAACAGCCAGUGCAAAGGCAGGAGUGGCCUGGUGCGUGGCCGGAGCAGGGAGAGCAGAGGAGGGCGAGGUCAGGAGAUGGACACCCCAGGAAGGGCUGGUAGCAGGUGGCCUCUUUCCGUCCGGGUCAGCCUCUGCCCCCGGAAGGGCAGGGCCUGGAGACACGGGUUUCAGAGUUGCUCCUCAGAGCGCUUUGCUUGGCCGGGCAGCAGGGAUGGCCCUGGGCUGACCUGGGGCCGCUCCCAGGCUGGAUCUCUGCUCCGGGCUGAGGCUGGGCCGCCCACGGCCUGGGGCCUCCGGCCUUUCCACCAGGUGGGUGGCAGGUGACACAGGUCUCAGAGAAUGCUGCGUGGGGCUGAGAGGAGGCAGUUGGGGUCUUGAGGUACCAAACACCAGAGGAAGUCGCAGCAGGAAGGAGGAAGCCCAACCCUAGUGGCCCUGCUUGUCCCUCCUCGCAGACGAGAAGGCCCCAAUUCCCGAUCCGGCCUCAGUGGGCUUACUAGAUGCCUUUCCUGUUGUUGUUUGUUUGUUUGUUUUCUGUUUUCUUUUUCUGGGGAACUAGCCCCAUCUCGUGGUCUUCCAAAGACAUCAACGCUGAAGCCCACUGGCUUCUCCCUUUGGGGGCCACGUCGUUUCAGGCUCUCCCCAUUCCCGCCGCCUCCUCCGCGUAUACUCGGCUUUACUUGGGCUGGGCUCAGCGAGCGGCCUGGGAGUCUGCUCCCCUCCGUGGGGCGGACCGGCGUGGGGGGAGCGCCCAGUUACCCUGGCUCCCGGGGCCUUCCCAGCUUCUUGCCCCAGGUGCUGCUCUCUGAGGGACCCUCGCCUGCAUGCCCGGUGUCCUACUUCAGAGAAUCUGAGCGUCAGGGCCUAGAAUCAUCCUUCAGCUUCUCCUCCGCUCUGGAGGCCCACCGACGUCAGAGGCUCUCAGGAGAAGCCACUCUCCAGUUCCACAAGCUCCUUCCAUAUCCUUCCUUCCAUUCCUGCUUGGGAGCGUCUCCCUGUUACCACCCCGGGGGAGAUCGGGCAUUAGGGUCUGUGAGGACAGGGCUUGUCGCGUCUCUUUCCAGGAUUUGAAAUUAUGCUGCCUUUGGGGCAUUAGGUCUCAAGGAUAGACACUGCUGUGUGUGAGCACCUCCUGGCUGGCACCACCGAUGGUCUCCGUCUACAGGCGAACCCUGCCCGUGGCGUUUCUCUCAGCAGUCACAGCUCAAGUUUCUUCUCUCUUGGGGGCUUGCACUGCAGCGUGUUUUGGGAUGGGGGAUUACAGAAUAACACCUCUUCUUUUCAGCUUUUCUGUAUUUUUCAAAAUGGAUGGUGACCUGGCAGUACAGUCGUGAUAGAGAAAAAACAAGCUUGUGAUGUGUUUCAAAACAAUUUGAUGCUAGUCUAAAAACCCUUGCUGUUAUCAGUAUUCUUCCCUCCCCACACCUUUAGCUGGUGCAGGUCCCCCUGUGACUGGUGGUGUGUCCCAAUGAAACAUGUCUGGCCUGUGGACAAAAGGAUGAACACUUGACAGCGACGUUAAGUAUAUUUGCAACUUUGUGCAGCCACCACCACCUUCGACCUCCCAAAUAUGUUUAUCACCCCAAAAAGAAACCCUGUCCUCAUGAAGCAGUCACCCCCCCACCCCACCCAGUCCCAGGCCCUGGCACCCAGAUCUGCUCUCUGACUCUCUGGAUUUACCUAGGACUCUCUGGACAUGUCAUGUGUUUUAUAAGAUUUAAAGGUUUUUUUUUAUAGCGAGCCACAGGACAGUGGCACUCUGGAGAGAUGACAGGCAGAAGGAGGGACGGCUGCCACGAGGGAUGGCGCACCUGGGUAGGGGUAGCUAGUGGUCCCUGGGCAGUGGCCGGUUUGAACAGUUUCGCAGGCUCUGGUGCGUAGGACCUGUCCUUGGUUGUCUGGUACCUGGCCACUGAGUGUGAGACCCCGAUAGGAGGGUUUGGGGCGUGGGUUUAGUGGCCCCAGAGAGAGGGGCUUUGAUACGGGAGGUGGGUGGUGGGGGAAACUUCCCAAGUUUAGCAAACUGCUUGCGAAGGCCAAGGAGAAAGAGUUUCUAGUCAUAACUUCAAAAGUAGGUCAAUAAAGCCCUUGUGAAAUAUUGUAUUACAUCAUAUAAAUAGAACCAUGCAUGUGUGGCCUUGUGUGCCUGUGUCUGGCUUUUCUCACUUAGCAUCGUGACACUAGGUUCGUCCACACGGUAGCGUGGAUCAGUGUUUCAUCCCUCUUUGGGGCCGAAUAGUAUUCCAUCGUGCGUCCAGACCAUGGUUUGUUAUCUGCUCUUCUGUUCAUGGACGUUUGGGUUGUUUCCACCUUCGGGCGGUUGUGAAGUGUACCGCAGUUCAUUCACAUGGAUGGACGUUUUUGUGAGAACACUGUUUUCGAUUCUUUUGGGCAUAUACCCAGGAGUGGUUUGCUUACUGAAGGACCACUAGACUAUUUUCCCUUGUAAUUCUGAACACUGUCAAGCAAACAGACGAGUAGAGAGAAUAGUCCAACCAAGCCCGCGUACCCACCUCCCAGGGUUAGCAGUGGCCUCCAGCUCCAGCUUGCCUUAUUUGCUUGGGUCCCCCCCACCUCGCGCGCUCUCUCUCUCUCUCUCUUCCUCCCUCCCUCCCUCUCUUUCCUUCUGUCUUUUGUAUUUGCUGAAGCACUUUAAAGUCACUUCACACGCCCUUUUCUCCCCAAAUGGUGCGAAUGUGUCUCUUGAAAAGGACAUUUUCUUCCAUGACCUGGUGCCACUACCCAUCCAACACAUGGGCAGCAGUGGCCCCGCUCUCACCCUCCACUCUCCACAAUGCCUUUGACUCCUCUUUUGUUCACGCCAGCAUCUCAUCAAAGACUCCCAUUGCACUUGGCUGUUGUCCCCUUAACUCUCUUUUCAUCCAGAACAAUCUCCCUACCCAGCCUCCUCUUUCCCCCGUGACACUGAUUUGCAGAGGAGACCAGGGAACAGCCCACCUUCUGCAUCGGGUGCCUCCCUUGUGGUGCCUUUAACUGGUCUCUCUGUCCCCAGGGUCCUCUGUAAACUGGAUGCUGGGUCCCAAGGCUGCAUUAGAAUCAAGUCAGGCUUUGGCAAGAGCCCUCCUGGGCAUCCCCACCAAGGGGAUGUCCCACUUCCGUCCCACCAUUAGGUUCGCUUCCUCUCUUGUGACCAGCAGUAAACGGGGAAGACAUCAUGUGGCCGACCCUUCCCCCUCAGCCUUCAUCUAAUGGUUUUGGCAUCCAAAAUCUCUCUGAUUAGUAUAAACUUCUCCAUCAGACAUGCAUUCAUUUAUUUAUUCUGGGCUAGUGUUAACUGACAGCUCAUCACAGGUGAUAAGGGAAUUUGGGGCGAUUUAACUUGUUCUGAGGACCCCAUCCCCUUGCCCUCUCUCCUGGGGCAAAAACAGGCCGUGAUGCCCACUCCGCCCUCCCCCCGCCACUGCCUGUCUCCUCCACUCCUCCGCCCGUGACUCCCAUGUUGUGGCCGCCAGUUGUCUUCCGGCAUUGAGGGCUGGUGUGGAGAAAUCUGGUUCUGUCCACUUGGUUGGUGACACGCUCCUCCUGCCUUAGCGUGAGCCCCGGGCAGCCUCACCUUCUCCCCCUCCCACCCCCUCACCCCGCUCCAAUUUUCAGCACCAUGACCGUGCAGCUAGGGCCCCUCUCAGGGCCGGGUAUGGGCCAUGCCAUUGGCCAGCUACUCUCUUUAUUCACCCCCAGCCUGCAGCUCUCAGCCUGAACGCUAUCCCUCCCCCAGCGAUGGGGGACCCUCCCUCUUGGAUCCCACUAGCUUGGUCUUUCUCUUUCCUUGAGAGCAAGUCUGUUUGCAGGUGAAGGAGGUAUGUGUGUUUGGAGUUUUUCUUGUUGCUGUUUUUUUAAUUUAAUUUAAUUUAAUUUUUGUAUACAACAGGUUCUUAUUAGUUCUCUAUUUUAUACACAGUAGUGUAUAUAUCUCAAUCCUAAACUCCCAAUUCAUCCCACCACCAUCACCCUCCCCCUGGAGUUUUUCUUUAAGAACCCCGACCUCAGGGGGCAAGGGGGCAGCAGUGGGGCUUCCAGGGAUGGCUAGAAAGUCAGGAUUGGGGUGCUGGUCACGUGGGAGGAGGGCUGAGAGAGGAAGGAAAUGAGAAAAAGGAAAGAAGAAACACACUCCCUUGAAAGCCUGACUAGGCAGGCCCAGCACGAGGAGACAGAAUCCUUGUCUGGUGAAGAGAGGGGACAGAAGCUCAGUUUGAGAAAGUGUUAUGGAUUGAAUUGUGUCUGCCCCCGCAAAAGAUAUGCUGAAGUCCUGUCCCCCAGCAGCUCUGAUUGGGACCCUAUCUGGACAAGGUCACACUCGGCGCAUGGGCUCAGCUCACACCUGGCUCGCUCCGCAUUAGUGUCUCUGCGCCCCUGCGAUGGCAGCCAUGCUCCUGAUGGCCAGACGCAAGACAGAAUGGAAGCUUCUGGAUCUCAGACAAAGGAUGCUCUACAAGCGAGUGAUGCUGGAGAACUACCGCCACUUGGUGUCACUGGGGUUUUCAUCCUCCAAGCCUCACCUGGUCUCCCGGCUAGAGCGAGGAGAGGGGCCCUGGGUAGCAGACGUCCACAGGAUGGGGACCACCACAGGGAUGCAGGCAGGUGACAGGAUGAAGAGCAAACCGAUAAUUUCAAAGCAGAAAACUUGUUCAGAAGAACUCGCAGGGGCUGACCUUCAGGGUGGCAACAAGGGCCAGGUAGCCGGGCAGUCAGAGGAAACACUUGAGCACAGACGGAAACAUGCUUAUUGUCCACAGACAGCUUUCAGCAGGGGUGACCCUCCCAUGGAGAAAGGCCAAGGCAGCUCCCCAGGUGAGGAAAGAGAGAUACAGAGAAGUAGCUGCAGAGGUAGACAGGGUUUGGUUCUAAGGCAGCAGGGUUCCAAAGGUGCAGAGAAACAGUUCCUGUGUCAGCAGUGUGGGAAAUCCUUCAGCCGGAGCUCCAACCUCAUCAAGCACCGGAUCAUCCACAGUGGCGAGAAACCCUACGAGUGCGGCGAGUGCGGCAAACUCUUCCGGCGCAGCUUCGCGCUCCUGGAGCACCAGCGCAUCCACAGUGGUGAGAAGCCCUAUGUGUGCGGCGAGUGCGGGAAGACUUUCACACGCAGCUCCAACCUCAUCAAGCACCAGAUCAUCCACAGUGGUGAGAAGCCCUACGAGUGUGGCGAGUGCGGGAAACUCUUCCGGCGCAGCUUCGCGCUCCUUGAGCACCAGCGCAUCCACAGUGGCGAGCGGCCCUACACGUGCAGCGUGUGCAGCAAGGCCUUCAGCAGGAGCUCCAACCUCAUCGAGCACCAGCGCACACACAGCGGCGAGAAGCCCUACACGUGCAGCCAGUGCCUGAAAGCCUUCAAGGGCAUCUCCCAGCUCAUUCACCACCAGCGCAUCCACAGUGGGGAGAAGCCAUUCGAGUGCAAGGAGUGUGGGAAGGCCUUCCGGGGGCGCUCGGGCCUCAGCCAGCACCGGCGGGUGCACAGCGGCGAGAAGCCCUAUGAGUGCAGCGAGUGCGGGAAGACCUUCAGCCGGCGAUCCAACCUCUUCAAGCACCAGGUGGUGCACAGUGAGGAGAGACCCUACAAGUGUCAAGACUGCAGGAGGGCGUUCCGCAGCGGCUCCGUCCUCCUGGAGCACCGGCGCACCCACGGCAGCCUGCGGCCCAGCGCCUGCGGCCACUGCGGCCAGGCUUCCAAAGGGAAACCGCAGCUCGGCCGGAAGCCAAAAACUCACUGCAGAAGGAAGCUCUCGGAGGGAAGCAACUCAGAAAAGGCACCGGCCUGCCUGGCCCUCUGGAGAGCCACUGCGGAGCCCCGCCCCGAAGACGAGAAACUCCGUCCAGACUCCGCCCACGCCACCGCCCCCAGCUCCUUCUGACGGGGUGCACCGUGGGAGGGCUGGCUUUAAAAUGAGGCCCACGUUCCCCACCUCAACCCCCUCCCUUUGCUCGUUGAUGCUGCUGCAAUGGAAGCACCUAAUGCGCCGCAGGCAGACGGGCCCCUGUGCCCGUGCCAGCUCCUGUGCGGUGCGCACGGGCGUGUGUGUGCCGCCAAGGUGCACGCACGUUUGUAUUCCACCCUGGAGCCGCUGAAACUGCUCUUGCCCCAUGUGCCUGGGGCCUGAGUGCUGUGGGUGGGAGGGAGCGGGUGCCUUCAAUUAGGGAGGAGUGGGGGCCUUCACUUCACCCAAAGACUUGUUAGCGUUUCCAGGUAGAAGACACGAAAAGCACUUUAAUCCUUUAAUAGCUUAAUAGUGGGAGGGACCUGAGGGCAUUCAAAAUUUGUGGGCUCCACAGCGAGGCUGUGGCUGGACUGUGACAUCACCUAAAAUUCAUCAAGAAAUGGUCUGCAAAAGGACUCAGGCAACUGCGCGUGCUCGCGUCGGCAGCCCCCGGAGAGUGGCAUCUCCUCGGCAGGAAGGCACAGGACAGCUCGCUUCUGGGAGGAGCGGCCCCAGACCCCAUCUUCUGGGAGCUCAGGGGAUUCUGCCAGAUGGCUGGCCUGGGCCCUGCGGAGAGGCUGAGGCCUGGAGACUCUCGGCUUCUCCGCCCCAAGAGAGGAGCCCUUUGGCUCUGGUCCCUCCCAGCUGCCACCAGCUGCCCUGCUGCCUUUGGUCUCCUCCCCGCACCCUGAGCCCCGGAGCUCACCCCACCUGCUGCCUUCAGACUCUGCCUGCAAAGGCCGCACUGGCCUCUCUGCCCCUUCUCUCCACCCUCAGUGCCUAAAGCUCCAAAGUUAGCUGCUCCCCCUGCAGCAGCCGUCCCUUGUGGCUGGUGCCAGAUCAGGAGGAAAGCGGCCGGCUGAGGAAUUUGCACAGAGCGUGCCCAGUAAUGGCUCUCUCUCCUCAGCUCUCUUUCAUGUGACAUUGCUUAAAAUAUUAGAGGUUCAGUUGCUUUGAAUGUUUUUGCCUUCAGGGGUAAUGUAAGUCAAAAAUAGAGAUUUUUGCCAUAUGGAAGUGUCAGGUAAUCACUCCUUAAAUAAGAAUCUGUCCAGCUCUCUGAGAAGGCCUCAGGCAGGAGAGAGGGGGCCGCCCCAGGCCUGACACCAGUUAGCAUGCUGGCCCCUCCUCUCACUCCCCCGCCCCCGGCCUUAGCCCCGUAGGGACACGGUGGACCCUUCAAUGGCACUUUACGGCAGGCCAUGGGAGACUCUCCAGGGAGACCUCGUGCUGCUGUGGGGGGGGGGGGGGCAGCUGCUGGCAGGUUCCACCCUGUCCUGCUCACACUGUCCCCAGAGCUGGGACCAGGAGCUCUGCCACUUGCCAUUCUCAGCCCGGCAUCCCAGUUGGCUCGCCACCUCCUUCCAGCCCCCUUCACCACCGCCACAGGCUGCCCGAGGGCAGGUGGAUGUGAUGGGGGCCCCCCACUGGGCCUUUGAGAAGAGCGCACUUUCCCUGCCAGACAGGGAGGGCCAGACACCAUCAGGAGGGUGUGGGAAAGCCUGGGAAUACAGGGCUCCUUCUGCCCGUGCUGCUUGGAGCUCCAACUGCUAGGACAACUCCAGAAGUGAGAGAGACAGAGAGAGAGAUCGAGGAGUUUUAUAUAGAUAGAGAAGUUUUAUAUAGAUAUAUUAAAAUGACUGUACACACUUGUGACUUACGGAAAGUUCCAGAGUUGUAACUUGCUCUUGUCUCAUAGCCUCCUUGUGCUGUGCGUGUCACGUUUUCUUUGAGCCCAGAGCUUGGCACUUAGUAAAUACUUGUGAAAUGAGUGUUGCUGCCUUAGCACAUUGAACUCAGGUUCUAGACCACAGUCGGCUCCAGCCUUACCUUGCAGCAGUGGAAAGCAUCUGCAACCUUGGGUUUUCCGAUAGUAAAAGAAGUAUUAGGAGCGGUGUCUUUGCAAUCCAUGGUAAGGUAGCUGGGAAGCGUGUGUUUAUGUGAGGUGCCCACAAUGUUUGCUCAGCCGGCGGCAGGGCUUCAGUAAGCCAGCCCCCACGCAGGGCAGGGGAUGGUGCCUGAGGCCUUGUGCUCGGGCUCCGGUCUCUUUUUUGUUCAGCCGGAGCUGCUUAGGAUUGGGGCAACAAUUGCUACGUGACAGACCCCGGUAAGAGCAUAGAUCCAUGCGCACUGCUGCCCAUUUCCAUCGCUCUAGGAAGUGAACAGUUUCGCUCUUAUGGGCCAGUCAGUAACCAACUUUUAAUAAAGAAGAGUUGUAUCUCCCCAGCAUAGCAUCAUCCCAUUGGUUCUACUGGAUAAGCUAACUCGAUUUUUAAUGUAAGUGCCUUUUUUUCACCUUGGACCCACCCAGAGAUGACUAGAUACUGGGGGCUGGGGUCGUGAUGUCCAGUGCUUUCAACAGAAAGUGGACUUGCCGGGAGAGAUGCCAGGCACCUGCACUCCGGUCUCGGAGUGCCCUGAAAGGCUCCAAGGUCUCCAAAUGCUUACCCGGGUACAUGACAUUUCUAAUAGUAAUGCAGCUUUGGUUUGUCCGUUCUGCAUCUAACCUCACUCCUGAUCAUUAGAUGUUUACUCUGAUGCAGGUUUUUUUUUUGGUUUUUUUUUGUUGUUUGUUUUGUUUUUGUUUUUGUUUUUGCGGUACGCGGGCCCCUCACCGCCGCCGCCUCUCCCGUUGCGGAGCACAGGCUCCGGACGCGCAGGCUCAGCGACCACGGCUCACGGGCCCAGCCGCUCUGCGGCACGUGGGAUCUUCCCAGACCGGGGCACGAACCCACGUCCCCUGCAUCGGCAGGCGGACUCUCAACCACUGCGCCACCAGGGAAGCCCCUGAUACAGUUCUGAGUAUCGUCUUCUUUUAGAUGUGGUCAUCAAUCAGAUGUGCAACAGGGUGUGAACGGGUGUCGCAUGGGAUCAGCCAGAGAGUGUCUGGAGAGGACGCUUGCAUUUUUCCCUCUACAGUGCCUUGAAAUAGGUCUCCCACCAGGCAGGGUGGGGGACUGUGAUGGUGGCCCACACUUGCUUUCUGACGACGACUGGAGUAUAAAAGCUGAGACUCUUGGGGGAUGUCCUGUCUGCUUUCCAGGCCCCCGCCACCACCACCACCACAACAUCCCUGGAUGCCAGCCCCUUCACACUUCUGGACUGGGCUUCCGCUCCAGAGAUGAACUUGCAGGACGCUGGACCAGCCCAUAGCACAUCAUUUGCUCUUUGAAACUUCGGACACUUUUCAAGAGCUGUUUAAGUGCCGUGGCAGUAUCUUCACGUAACUGUUAAACUGUCCCACCUGAAUUCAUUUACUUUGGGUGCAGACAAAUAAGGAAUGUCUGGGUGUUGGCCUUGAAUGACACCCUCUGGUGGAGACGGCAUCUAUUGCGGUUUGAAGUAAUGGCUAGCAAUUGGGUGAAAGGUCUCAGGAAAGGCCGCUGACCUAGACGUGGGGGUGAAGACGAGAGAGCAUGUGGGCGCCCCUUGGCCCCUGCAAAGGGAAGGUGGGAACCCUUGAAGUGGAGCUGCACGGGGACCAAGGGCAGCCACCCUGAAACAGCAUGGAUGGUGUCUUAGGACCUUUGCUUAGAUUGCCUGCAAGACUAGCUCUACUUUGUGAAGCUGCCAGGACCCCCCCCCCUUCACUCCCUUCCUCAGUGGCGGGACACAGUGGCUUUCAGUUGGGGCUGCUAAGUCUACGCCUGGCUAGGUAGCAAGGGGUAACACGCCGUCUCUGGAGGUCAGGGUAGGACUAAGUAGCAGGUGAACUCUCAGGACAGGAAGCAGAGGUCGAGGGACUUCCAGUGGGUUGGAGUAAAGCACAGGGAACGUGUGGUGCUUUCAGGAACCCUAGAAGGACAGAGGGCUUUCUGUAGGGCAGUCGUAGGGUAAAAGGUCAUUAGAACCAGAGGGCAGAGAGCCAGGGAUGCCAGAUGAAGAAGUUUGGUCUCUAGCCGGUUCCUGAGGAGGAGCAAUUUUUUUUAAAACAUGAAAGAAUUAUUCUAAGAUCAAGGAGGAAAAAAGUUGACGCAGAUGAUAACUGCUGGAGUGUGUGAAUUUACACAUGGAUGACCACCAAGUAUACACACUAGAGUCACCUAGACAGCUCUGAUGCUCACUGGCUGUUCACCCACGGGAAUGAAUGGCGGCAGCCCGCCACUCACGAUGCUUUGACGUGAGCAACCUCAAAUGGCACUUUGGGGAACUCCCACUUGCCCUGGAGUUAUGACAAAUAUCUGGAAAACUUAGAUCGUUUUCUCUCAUGCUAGCCUCAGUGUGUGCAUGACUUCACAACACAGGGGCCCUCCAGGAUUUGAAGGUUGCUGUUUCUUCAUCUUUCUUGACAGCCUUAUAGACGUAUAAUUGGUGUACAAGAAACUGCACUAUUUAAAUUGUACAAUUGGAUGAGCUUUGACGGGUAUCCACCUGCGAGACCAUCACAGCAAUGAAGACGGUAAACAUACGCCCAUCACCCUGGAGCGUCGCCUUGUCCCCCGGGUGAGCCCUCCUUCCUGCCCCUUCCUCCCCCCAGCCCGUCCCCACAACCACUGCCCUUUCUAUCAGUACACAUUAGUUUGCCUUUUCUAGAAUUCUGUGUUAAUGGAAUCAUGCAGUAUGCACUCUUCUUGCCUGGCCUCUUAGUAUAAUGAUUUUGAAGUUCAUCCUGGGUGUCGUGUGUAUAUCAAUCCUUCGUUUUCUAUUGCUGAGUACUAUUCCAUUGUGUGGACGGACCACAAUGCCUGUUGAGGGACAUUUGGGUUGUUUCCAGGUUUGGGCCUUCACAAAUAAAGCUGCUGUGAACA